AUUCAUAUUAGGGAUUGGACUAUUGACCAUGUUGGACUUGGAGAACUUCAUCAAGAAGGAUUUUGAACCUUACACAAAAUCCUUUUCUUAAAAGAAACCAAAUCUUCUUAUAAUCCUUUUUCUUUUAAAUUCUAACUUUUGGAAGUGAUGAGCUAUUGGUGACUCAUGCAGCAAAAAGCUAGAUUCAACUUCCACAUCUACAUCCCCUUUAAAUACACACCAUUUCCCAAAAACAAUAUUCAUCACAACCUGAAGAAACAUUCAACAGAUCGUUGGCACUGAAUUCCAUUUCAUUCAUCAAAAGAAAGAAAGAAAAUGAACAAUCAGAUGCUUAAACAAGUUACUGGAGUGCCAAUCAAAGCAGCAGCAUAUGGAGUUGAAAGAAGAACAUCAAGGCAAUACUUACCUGAUGCUGCAGGCCAAUACCACAUUUCAUCACAAGGGGCUACAAAAAGCAAAGGGAACUUUGUACUCGAAAGAAUGAACUUGAUAGGGAAGAAAGCUGGUACCUUCGCCCACGGUGUCCGAGAGCAUGUGAGAUUGGGGCCAAAGAUUAGUGAAACAGUGAAGGGAAAGCUGAGGUUAGGGGCAAGGAUUCUUCAAGUAGGAGGGUUGGAGAAUGUUUUCAAGCAGUUGUUUAGUUUCAGAGAAGGAGAGAAGCUGUUAAAGGCUUGCCAAUGUUAUUUAUCAACAACAGCAGGCCCUAUUGCAGGCCUACUUUUCAUCUCAUCUGAAAAGGUUGCCUUUUGCAGUGAGAGAUCAAUCAAAAUCCCUUGUCCAAAUGGAGAAUAUGUGAGAGUCCAUUACAAGGCUGUGGUUCCAGUUGAGAAAAUAAAGGGCGUGAACCGGAGUGAGAAUAUGAAGAAACCAUGUCAAAAGUACAUGGAAAUUGUGACAGUGGAUGGUUUCGAUAUCUGGUUGAUGGGGUUCUUGAAUUAUCAGAAAGCUUUCAAAUGUCUGCAGCAGGCAAUCUCACAGAGACUGGAUGAUGUAGACACUUUCUAGGUGGCUUAAGAGAUUGUUUUGUCGAUGAAAUGUGGAAGAGUAAUCAGUAAAUCACUGUUACAAAUGUAAAAAAAGGUUUUUGUAGAUUGAAUAUGCGAUCCUUAAUUAAGGAUCAAAAUCAAAAUCUAUUUUAUGUUGAUUUUUACUUUCUUUUUACUGGGAUUCUUUAUAUCUGGCGCGAAUAUGUUCUCAAA
Molecule: messenger RNA, 1199 nt
Organism: Gossypium arboreum
Lineage: Eukaryota; Viridiplantae; Streptophyta; Magnoliopsida; Malvales; Malvaceae
Product: putative GEM-like protein 8
Exons: 3
Coding region: 316-1005 (229 amino acids)
Source: RefSeq, a predicted model, not a curated record